Molecule: messenger RNA, 1572 nt
Organism: Zingiber officinale
Lineage: Eukaryota; Viridiplantae; Streptophyta; Magnoliopsida; Zingiberales; Zingiberaceae
Product: short-chain dehydrogenase TIC 32 B, chloroplastic-like
Exons: 7
Coding region: 390-1352 (320 amino acids)
Source: RefSeq, a predicted model, not a curated record
AUAACAAGCAUUUAUCCUUCUAGAAGGUCCAUUCAAAUCGGGCGCCGUUAGGGCGUCACCUUCUUCGUUCUUUUCCUGUUAAAAGAAAAAUCGGUCUGCCGCUGUUGACUUCCCCUUCCCACCACCAUUCGCCGCCGGCUCCGCUUCCGUCGUCGUGUUGACCCAGGCGUUGUUCUUCCUUUACCCAGUCACGUCAACUUUGGCACUAUCGUGAAUGCUUGGCACGGAAGCAUCGCACGGACCCGAUAUCGACCCUUCACGAACUCCAUUACCGAGCAAGCCAGGCAAAGGCCACUACAAAUAGCAUCGCCUCGUUCCUCCUCCUUCAUCGGAUUUCGCUUAUCCUCUAUCUCAUCUCUCUCUUGUGCUGCUUUGCUGAAAGAGAAGCUAUGGGGUACUGGAGGGAAGCCACCGGCAUCAAAGGACCUAGCGGAUUCGGAUCCGGCAACACCGCCGAGCAGGUCACUCAGGGCAUCGACGCCUCUCGCCUCACCGCCAUCGUCACCGGUGGAAGCAGUGGGAUCGGAGCAGAGACUGCAAGGGUGUUGGCCCUGAGAGGAGCCCAUGUCAUCAUCGGUGCAAGGAACUUGGAAGCUGCUAAUGCCGUGAAGCAGAACAUCCUGAACAGCAUUCCAUCUGCUAGAAUUGACAUCAUCCAGAUUGAGCUCAGCUCGCUCAAAUCUGUCCGAGCCUUCGCCGAGAAAUUCCUCGCCAUGAAUCUCCCUCUCAACCUCUUGAUAAACAACGCUGGUGUGAUGUACUGCCCAUUCAAGCUCUCAGAGGAUGGAGUAGAGAUGCAGUUUGCGACGAAUCAUCUCGGUCACUUCCUGCUGACAAAUCUUCUACUUGAGAAACUGAAAACCACUGCGGAAAAGACAGGAAUUGAGGGCCGCAUCGUGAAUCUAUCCUCAGUCGCUCACGUUGGGCCUUACAGUGAAGGAAUCAAGUUCGACAAACUCAAUGACAAGAAAGCAUAUAACGAUAUGAUGGCCUAUGGGCAAUCCAAGUUGGCUAACAUCUUGCACUCCAACGAGCUCGCACGACGCUUGAAGGAAGAAGGCGUGAAUGUUACUGCAAAUUCUGUUCACCCUGGUUUGAUCAGAACAAAUUUAGGGAGACACGCAGCCUGCUUCAUUACUGUUUUGAGGGCUUUCACUUUCUUCUUGUGGAAGGACAUCCCUCAAGGUGCAGCAACGACGUGCUAUGUGGCACUGAAUCCAAGUUUGAAGGGAGUGACUGGGAAGUAUUUUGCAGACAGUAACUUGGAGAAGCCAAGUGCCAAGGCCAGAGAUGAAGCAUUAGCAAAGAAGCUCUGGGAUUUCAGUGAAGAACUAGUUAAUAAUUCGAAGUAAGGAAGAUGCUUGUACGAUUUCUAAGUGUUUUAUAUUCGGUCUUAUUAUUAUUAUCAUUAUUAUUUUUAUUAUUUGUUGGUGAUGGUAUGUUGUAUGGAUUGAGCCUUUGAGGCCUUUUUUUUUCCCUUUGUUUAGAGUUAAGUUUGUAGUGCUGUGUUUUAAACAUAUAUUUGUAAUGAGAUAAUCAUAAUAUUGUUAUGUAAAACCAUUUACGUCUUUA